Penicillium daleae is the source of this 696-nucleotide messenger RNA. RefSeq lists its product as uncharacterized. The record is from RefSeq and is a predicted model, not a curated record. The transcript has a single exon. Bases 1 to 696 code for a protein of 231 amino acids. Lineage: Eukaryota; Fungi; Ascomycota; Eurotiomycetes; Eurotiales; Aspergillaceae.
AUGGUGCUCAACACCAAUCCAGAACCGUCCAGCAAUGACGAGUCCAUGGACAUGCCCGGCCCUCGCACAACCCCGGAGCCAGAGAAACCUCCCGAGAAGCCCGGUAUUUUCAAUUUCAACGCCAGCAACCCUCGCUUCGUCCCUGGCUACUCCGUCCUCCGCGUAGAACAAGCCAAAUACACAUCCGACGAGAAAGACAAGACACGGCUGGUAAACUCCAUCGUCGACGACCUCAUCGCCAGCAUCAGCCUCAUCAAUCAGUACCACCAAGCCGGCAUACUGAGCAACGACAACAUCUUCCAAUUCUCCACCAUGCUGCAACACAUCGACAACAACAAUACAAAAUUGCAAGAGCGGUGGGACGAGAAGAUUGCCUACCUAAGACAAGACCGACACCAGUUACGACAGCACUACCGGGACUUGGUGCGGCAGAUGGACGCCAUGGGCCAGAAAUAUGCGGCCAGGGUCAAGGCGCUGGAGGGCCAGGUGAUGGCCCUCAAGAAGCGGCUUGCCUGGGUGGAGGCAGGAGGGUUACUGCGCCUGUCACCGAGCCGCCUGAAUGGCCAUGUCAAUCGCCGAUGUGUCUCGGAGGAUCUGAUCAGGCGUGAGGGCCACGGUGAGCAGAAGGGGAUGGCCGGGGACGAUGCGGAUGGUGAGUGGGAGCAAGAGAGUAUCUACGGAGAUGCCAAAGAAUGA